This is a messenger RNA of Nerophis ophidion (straightnose pipefish), 2480 nucleotides long. RefSeq names its product RAB3B, member RAS oncogene family (gene rab3b). Gene Ontology annotation, molecular function: GTP binding; GTPase activity. Gene Ontology annotation, biological process: regulation of exocytosis; protein secretion; protein localization to plasma membrane. The record is from RefSeq and is a predicted model, not a curated record. The transcript is spliced from 5 exons. Gene Ontology annotation, cellular component: plasma membrane; endosome; synaptic vesicle. Lineage: Eukaryota; Metazoa; Chordata; Actinopteri; Syngnathiformes; Syngnathidae. The coding region runs from base 239 to 892 and encodes 217 amino acids.
ACAUCGGCGCGCGAGCACCUGCUCACGGGAGCGCGCAUUGGUAAAAGAGGAGGAGCCCCGUGCACGCGCGCCGCGGGCCAAAGUGGGAGGGAGGCAACCGUUCCCGCGCCCCACCUUCAGCCCGCGUGCAGGCGAACCUUUUUCCCCGCCGUUUGGGAGCCUGGAGACCCGCCAGACGACGCCAGCUUCCCGCCACUCGCGCACCGUCGUUGUUGCCUCGCAGACACGCCCAUCAGAGAUGGCCAAAGCGGACCAGCGCUACGGUCAGCGGGACGGCUCGGACCAGAACUUUGACUACAUGUUCAAGCUGCUCAUCAUCGGCAACAGCAGUGUGGGAAAGACCUCCUUCCUCUUUCGCUACGCCGACGACUCCUUCAGUAACUCCUUCGUCAGCACGGUGGGCAUCGACUUCAAGGUGAAGACUGUCUACCGCAACGACAAGAGGAUCAAGCUGCAGAUUUGGGACACGGCGGGACAGGAGCGGUACCGCACCAUCACCACGGCGUACUACCGCGGCGCCAUGGGCUUCAUCCUGAUGUAUGACAUCACCAACGAGGAGUCCUUCAACGCCGUGCAGGACUGGGCCACUCAGAUCAAGACGUACUCCUGGGACAACGCCCAGGUCAUCAUGGUGGGCAACAAGUGCGACAUGGACGAGGAGAGAGUGGUCGCCCCUGAGAAAGGGAAACACUUGGCGGACCAACUGGGUCUGGAAUAUUACGAGGCCAGCGCCAAGGAGAACAUCAACGUGCGGCAAGUCUUCGAGCGCCUGGUGGACGUCAUCUGCGUCAAGAUGUCCGAGCGGGUGGACGUGGAGGCCCCGGCGGCCCCCGGCACCAAGACGGCCAGACUGAGCGACAAGCCGGCCCAGCUACCUCAGAAGUGCUGCUGAUGAGUCGCCGCCAUGGCGUGGAUCAAGUGUGCUCACAUUCCUCAGUCUCACACACACUUCCACUUGUUUGCCUGCCAUCUGUCUUCUUGUUGUUGUCAUUGUGUCAGCCUCCCUCCGCCGAGGAACAACGCAAGUUACUUCAUCCGCCACUUCAAUUUGUUCCAAUGAGGAAGGGAAAGAUGGCCGACGAGCUGGCCAAGGAGACGAAUCAAAAAAGCUUUUGUCUUCACAUUCACGCCAUAGGAACUCAUUGAACUUAUUCUCGCGCCAUUUUUGAAAAACGAAGCAAACUUAGAACAAACCAACGGAAGGAGAAAUACUGUUUUCACCCUUUGACUGGCCGCUUCUCACUGAGCUACGUUCUAGAACAAUCCGUAGUCGACUUGAAGGGCGCCCCCAGGCCGCGUCACCAACGCACAACUCUCAGGCCGAGUCGCAGCCGCCAUCCUCAGCCCAAAGGCCGGGGCAAUGUUGAUCCUUGACUGUCCUUUUGCCCGGGUAGCCUCCCUCUUUCUUCUUUUUGUCUCUUCAGGCAAAACUUAUCAUUUCUUUGUUUGUUUUGGAGCAAACUUAAAACAAACCAACAAAAGGACAAAUACUAUUUCCGCAUUUUGACUGGCCGCCACGUUUUAGAACAAUCCUUAUUCGACUUGAAGGGCGCCCUCAGGCCGCGUCACCAACGCACAACUUUCGGGCCAAGUCGCAGCCGCCAUCCUCAGCCCGAAUGCCAGGGCAAUGUUGACCCUUGACUGUCCUUUUGCCCGGGUAGCCUCCCUCUUUCUUUUUUUGUCUCUUCAGGCAAAACUUUUCAUUUCUUUGGUUGUCACCAACGCACAACUCUCAGGCCGAGUCGCAGCCGCCAUCGUCAGCCUGAAUGCCAGGGCAAUGUUGACCCUUGACUGUCCUUUUGCCCGGGUAGCCUCCCUCUUUCUUUUUUUGUCUCUUCAGGCAAAACUUUUCAUUUCUUUGGUUGUCACCAACGCACAACUCUCAGGCCGAGUCGCAGCCGCCAUUGUAAGCCCGCAUCAGGCGUCAAUAAUCACACUUAGCAAACAAAGAAUGAAAAAGGGCGUGAAACUCGAUGGAGGAGUGUCAUGUAGCUUGUACUCUGGGGUCCACAUGGCGGUGGAGAAGACCUUGUUGUGGUUCCCUCCCUGUGUGUGUGUGUGUGUGUGUGUGUGUGCUGCAUUUAAUAAUCUUGAUAUUAACUGUUGUGUUUGUGCACAGUAUCUUUGAGCUGAUGAAAUAACGUGGGUGUGCUAACAAAACAGCAAAGAAAAGAUACAACUUUGAGUGCAUUUCCGGUCCAAUCUUCUGCCAAAAAUGCGUCUCACAGCUCACGAUUUGUGCGUAACCGAUGACUAUGUUGUUGAUUCAUUCCGGUGACUUUGUACACGAUAGAUUUAGAAGUUGUAAUGCUGUAAAAGUUUUUUUAUUUGCUGUGUUGAGAAAGUUGAUGUACACUUGUUGUCUUACAGUUUCAGUCCCAUUUGGAAGACAAGCACAAAGUGAUUGUACAAAUAUUGUCAAUGUUUGUAUAUCAUAGAUGCAAUUUAGUACAGUGUAGUAAAAUAUUAACAAUCUUUAA